AUGGAUGAAGUUGUUCAAGAACCUGUUGCUGCCAUUUCAGAUCCAUCACAUAUCAAUGUCAAACUCUUCAAUCGCUGGAACUUUGAUGAUGUCCAACUCACUGAUGUUUCGUUGAGUAUCUAUAUUGGAGUUGCGGCAACCCAAAAUCUCCGCACUGCUGAGAGAUACUUUGUGAAGAGGUUUAGGAAAUUUCAGUGUCUUGUUAUUGUGAGGCUGACAAACUCACGCAUGAUGCUUGGGAGGAACAAUGGGAAGAAUCUUAAGGUUGUUGGUGUCAUCAAGCAUGCUAUGGAGACUAUCCUUUUUCUCACUGACUAG
Lathyrus sativus (Indian pea) is the source of this 318-nucleotide messenger RNA. The record is from the annotation of a GenBank genome assembly. NCBI's taxonomy places the organism in Eukaryota, Viridiplantae, Streptophyta, Magnoliopsida, Fabales, Fabaceae.